UGACGAGCACAUUCUCUGCUGUGAAGUAGCGAAGAAAGAAAAUGCCUGAACCCGCCAAGUCCGCGCCCAAGAAGGGCUCCAAGAAAGCCGUGACUAAAACCGCCGGCAAGGGCGGCAAGAAGAAGAGAAAGACCAGGAAGGAGAGCUACGCCAUCUACGUGUACAAGGUGCUGAAGCAGGUGCACCCCGACACCGGCAUCUCCUCCAAGGCCAUGAGCAUCAUGAACUCGUUCGUCAACGACAUCUUCGAGCGCAUCGCUGCUGAGGCCUCCCGCCUGGCUCACUACAACAAGCGCUCCACCAUCACCUCCAGGGAGAUCCAGACCGCCGUGCGUCUCCUGCUGCCCGGUGAGCUGGCCAAGCACGCCGUAUCCGAGGGCACCAAGGCUGUGACCAAGUACACCAGCUCCAAGUAAACUGCAGCUCUACUGCACUCACCCAACGGCUCUUUUCAGAGCCACCCGCCUCUUCUGAAGAGCACAUUUCUACACAAAAUUUUAAAGUAACACAAACUGUUUAGUACUUGAAACCAAAAGCAAGCGGACAAAAUGGAAAAACUUUUUGUGUUGUAAAAUAAAACGAUGACAUCGUGACCAGAAGCUUCGUAAUUUCCGACUUUGUUUACAGAACUUGUAUGUUUUUCACUGGAGUGAAUGCACUGACAAUGUUCUGUUAGUUAAACCUAUAGAUGUUUUUCUCAUCAGUGACUAAAUACUUGAUAGCUGUUUCAUGUAUGAACAAAAUGUCCUGUAUUUGAAACUGCCUCUAGCAUUUACAAAAACAAAGCUGUGCGAAGGACUUCUCUUCAAUGAAAUUAAGGGUUUUAGUAUUCUGUUGUGUGUAUCCAUCAGAGGGGAAACUUAUUUCUUAUUCCAUAUUUCAUAAUGACCGAAGCACACACGUGCAUAUCUAUUUAUAAUUAUAUAUGGGUAACAUUGUAUUUAGUUAUUACAUGUUAGACUGCCCUUUUGCUUUUCUUCCUUUUUUCUUUGCAGUGGAGGGUAUGAGGUAUUUUGGUAUAAUGAGAAUAAAUAAUUCUAAUAUCACUAAAUUCACUUUUUAAACAUGGAGCUUAUCUUCUAGUUUUGUAGAUGUUGCAAAUGUGGAUUUUCUGCAUCUUCAGAGAUAUUUUUAGGUUUCUGGAUUUUCAUUUAGCUGUUGCAAUAAAGAUACACCAUGUAGAUUGUGCUUAGUGACCACAAAGCACAUCUUGUUUCUGUCAUCUCAAAUUAAAUGAUUACAGACUUG
Molecule: messenger RNA, 1248 nt
Organism: Oreochromis aureus
Lineage: Eukaryota; Metazoa; Chordata; Actinopteri; Cichliformes; Cichlidae
Product: histone H2B 1/2
Exons: 1
Coding region: 42-416 (124 amino acids)
Cellular component (GO): nucleosome
Molecular function (GO): DNA binding; structural constituent of chromatin; protein heterodimerization activity
Source: RefSeq, a predicted model, not a curated record